CUUUCAGGAAUAAAAAUUUACGAACCUCAGCGCCCACUAUAAUAUCCAAUCUUUCCUUUCGAACCUAGGGUUCCGAUAUACUCCUCUCUUCCGGCCUUCUCUUUCUUCUUCGACGCCACCAUUCUCUCUCUACAACUCUACUUUCUCUCGCCGGAAUCUUCAACCCUACAACUAAUUUCUUUCGCAAUGGAGUUCGGAGGAGCUCGGAAGAGAGGAAGAUUUGACGCCGGCUUGAACGGCAAUGGCGGCUACAAGAAAUCCAAACAAGAAUCAGAGUAUUCAAGUGGUAUAGGGAGCAAAUCAAAGCCAUGCACAAAGUUUUUCAGUACCUCAGGAUGCCAAUUUGGAGAGAGCUGCCACUUUUUGCAUUAUGUGCCCGGUGGGCUCAAAGCUGUGACUCAAAUGCUUGGCAACAAUCCUGCUCUGCCUGUGGCUACUAGAAACUCUAUGGCCAUGCCGUCUUUCCCAGAUGCAUCAUCUCCAACAGGUGUUAAGACUCGUUUAUGCACCAAAUACAACACAGCUGAGGGUUGCAAAUUUGGUGACAAGUGCCAUUUUGCACAUGGUGAGUGGGAACUUGGCAGGUCAGCAGUUCCUUCUCAUGAGGACCCUCGUGGAAUGGGGCAUGCGUCUAGGUUUGGUAGACCUGAGCCAAGUCAAGCCGGGCUUGGAGCAGCUGCAAGCUUUGGUUCAUCUGCCACAGCUAAGAUAAGUAUCGAUGCUUCUCUGUCUGGAGCCAUAAUUGGAAAAGGUGGUGUAAACUCAAAGCAGAUAUGCCGUGUGACCGGAGCCAAGCUCUCAAUAAGGGAUAAUGAAUCUGAUCCUAACUUGAAGAACAUUGAACUUGAAGGUACAAUUGACCAGAUUCAGCAAGCCAGUCAAAUGGUUCGGGAGCUUAUAGCAACAGUCAGUUCAAAUGCAAAAUCCAUGAAAGGACCACGCUCUGCUCCAGCAAACAACUAUAAAACGAAACUUUGUGACAAUUUUGUGAAAGGCUCAUGCACUUUUGGUGAUAGGUGCCACUUUGCACAUGGAGCCGAAGAGCUGCGAGGCGGUGGAAUGUGAGCCUUGGAGUUUUAAUUCAGGAUUAUUGUUUCAUGUGUAGUACUUUGGUGCGUAAUCAUGUGGCUGUAGUUUGUUAUUUUUAUUUUUGUUUUGUCUGGGAUUGAUCUCAUUAUAGAUUGAAUGUUAAAAUUGCAUUAGGUUUUUGACUAUUUAAAAUGACUGAUUUUUGUUUUUUGUUGCUUUUUCUCUAGUACUGGGGAAUUUUGUUUUGUGA
Ipomoea triloba (trilobed morning glory) is the source of this 1279-nucleotide messenger RNA. Its product is annotated as zinc finger CCCH domain-containing protein 31-like. Gene Ontology annotation, molecular function: mRNA binding; metal ion binding. The record is from RefSeq and is a predicted model, not a curated record. Lineage: Eukaryota; Viridiplantae; Streptophyta; Magnoliopsida; Solanales; Convolvulaceae. The transcript has 3 exons. The coding region runs from base 187 to 1065 and encodes 292 amino acids.